Molecule: messenger RNA, 762 nt
Organism: Penicillium taxi
Lineage: Eukaryota; Fungi; Ascomycota; Eurotiomycetes; Eurotiales; Aspergillaceae
Product: ribulose-phosphate 3-epimerase RPE1
Exons: 3
Coding region: 1-762 (253 amino acids)
Biological process (GO): pentose-phosphate shunt; pentose-phosphate shunt, non-oxidative branch; carbohydrate metabolic process
Cellular component (GO): cytosol
Molecular function (GO): D-ribulose-phosphate 3-epimerase activity; metal ion binding
Source: RefSeq, a predicted model, not a curated record
AUGGCCCCUGCCGCCAUCAUCGCCCCUUCCAUUCUCAGCGCGAACUUCGCCAACCUCGGCCAUGAUUGCUCGAAGAAGAUCGAGCAGGGUGCUGACUGGCUCCACAUCGAUAUCAUGGACGGCCAUUUCGUCCCCAACAUGACAAUCGGAUGUCCCGUCGUUUCUCAUAUCCGCGGCUGCGUCGAUCGCCCACUCGAGCCCGGUGCUCGCGGUACCUUCGACUGUCACAUGAUGAUCAUGGAGCCCCAUAAAUGGGUUAAGGAAUUCAAGGACGCCGGUUGCGAUCUGUAUUGCUUCCACUAUGAAGCUGCCGUCUCUUCUGUCGCUGCGACCGAACCCGCCGAUAAGACUACCACUGCACCUACAAGCCCCCGCCAAUUGAUCAAGUAUAUCCACGAGCAAGGCAUGCAGGCUGGUAUCGCCAUUAAGCCGGAUACUUCUGUUGAUGUUUUGUGGGAUAUUCUCGAGAGCCCAGAUCUGGCUGAGCGCCCGGACAUGGUUCUCGUCAUGACUGUGCACCCCGGUUUUGGCGGACAGAAGUUCAUGGCCUCGGAGCUUCCCAAAGUGGCAGCUCUGCGCGCCAAGUACCCUGACCUGAACAUCGAGGUUGACGGAGGACUUGGCGUAGGCACAAUCGACCAGGCCGCAGACGCCGGAGCUAAUGUGAUCGUGGCAGGCUCUGCCGUCUUCGGCGCAGAAGAUCCGGCCGAAGUUAUCGCCAAAUUGCGCCAGGCUGUCGAGAGUCGCCGAUCCAAGGUCUAG